This is a messenger RNA of Arvicola amphibius (Eurasian water vole), 4155 nucleotides long. RefSeq names its product ADAMTS like 4 (gene Adamtsl4). The record is from RefSeq and is a predicted model, not a curated record. Gene Ontology annotation, molecular function: metalloendopeptidase activity. Bases 347 to 3493 code for a protein of 1048 amino acids. Gene Ontology annotation, biological process: extracellular matrix organization. Lineage: Eukaryota; Metazoa; Chordata; Mammalia; Rodentia; Cricetidae. The transcript is spliced from 18 exons. Gene Ontology annotation, cellular component: extracellular matrix.
UUUGCCCCCACACCUGGUGCCAAGGGCCCUCUGGCUGACCACUCACAGGGGCGCCUGGCUUAGCCUGCCUCCUCUAGGUCCCAGAGCUCUGGAGAAAGAAUGUCCCGGUCCAGCUGCCUACGCACUGCCCUCCUCGGGGCUUCUGGAGGAGCUAAGCCCAUCUUGGGCCAUAGGGAGGGACUCGAUUGAACUGGAAGGCUGAGGUCAGCCCCCCACCCUGGCCUCAGCAGAUGACAAUGACAGCGUUCCUUGUUGCUCCCACCCUUAGAACACCCUUCGUGCCCAGAUGCCAGAGUAGCUACCCUGUCCCCUGCUCCCCAGCCCAGGGGCAGUCAAAGGAAGAGCAAUGGAGACCUGCUUGGGCAGGCUCUGGCUAUGUGUGAUGCUGCUUCUGCCUCUUCUUCAGCUCUGCCAGGAUCAGGAGCUGUUUGGACCUUCUCUUCAGACACCAUCAGAGGAGGACCAGGUUCCCGAGGGCCUCUGGGGACAUUGGGGCCGGUGGGCCCCCUGCUCCCAGCCUUGUGGGGUGGGGGUGCAGCGCAGAAGCCGAACAUGUGAACUGCACCCUGGCCUAUCCCUUCCUCCCCGACCCCCAAGACAUCCAGAAGCCCUCCGGCCCAGGGGUCGGGAUCAGGGCUCCAGACCCCAGACUCCCCGGGAUCCCCAGUCCCUGUACAGACCACCACCUAGGGGAAGGGGUGGCCCUCUUCAAGGUCCUGCAUCUCAACUGGGGAGAGAGAAGAUCCAAGAGACUCAAGGGGCCCAGAGGUCCCGGGUUCGAGACCCUAUCAAGCCAGGGAUGUUUGGUUAUGGGAGAGUGCCUUUUGCCUUACCGCUGCACCGGAGCCGCAGGCACCCCCGCAGACCCAGACCGGAGCAACCCAAGCACUCUACAGGGGAAGGGUCCCUUCCAUCCCAGCCUCUAAGCACAGAAGCGGCCCCUGCAGACCGCAGCCCUCAGACGCAGCUUCCCGAAAUGCAUGCCCAUCCCGGCUCCCCCCCAGCUGAAACUCCAAAGCCUGGAAGUACUCAGAUAGAGGUGCCCCCCAGAAGCGGUUCUGCUCCCUCUGACACGGGGAUCCCUUCACCCACGUCCUUCGUUGGAGACAGUAGGUCUUUCCAGGGAUCCCCUGGGCCACGGAUGCCAUCUUCCCAGGGUUGGAACAGUCCCCAGGGAGCAGAGCCACGCCCUCAUCCUUUCCCUUCUGUCCCCCGGAGUCGGAGUCGAGGCCAACAGAGCAGGGGGCCCUGGAGACCUCGAGGGAGUCCUCCCAGGUCCCCAGAAGGCUGGCUGCCUCUGACAAGAGACUCCAGCCCCCUCUGGAGCCUUUUUACUCCCGGUAGCCCUGUUCCAAAAUGCCCUGGGGAAAGCGAGCAACUGAGAGCAUGCAGUCAAGAGCUUUGCCCCCCUGAGCAGCCAGACCCCAGAGCCCUGCAGUGUGCCGCCUAUGACUCCCAGGAAUUCAUGGGCCAGCUGUACCAGUGGGAGCCCUUCACUGAAGUUCAGGGUUCCCAGCGCUGUGAACUGAACUGCCGCCCCCGUGGCUUCCGAUUCUAUGUCCGUCACACCGAAAAGGUUCAGGAUGGGACCCUGUGUCAGCCUGGAUCCCUAGAUAUUUGUGUCGCGGGUCGCUGCCUGAGCCCCGGCUGUGAUGGGAUCCUUGGCUCUGGCAGGCGUCCAGAUGGUUGUGGAGUCUGUGGAGGUGAUGGCUCUACCUGUCAGCUCGUUUCGGGAAACCUCACUGACCGAGGGGGCCCCUUGGGCUAUCAGAAGAUCCUGUGGAUCCCUGCGGGAGCCACCCAUCUUCAGAUUUCCCAGUUCCGACCCAGUUCUAAUUACCUCGCACUUCGAGGGCCUGGGGGCCGCUCCAUUAUCAACGGAAACUGGGCUGUGGAUCCUCCAGGGUCCUAUUCUGCCGUCGGGACUGUCUUCCAGUACAACCGUCCUCCUCGGGAGGAAGGCAAGGGGGAGAGUCUGUCAGCCGAAGGCCCCACCACCCAGCCCGUGGAUGUCUAUAUGAUCUUUCAAGAGGACAACCCAGGUGUUUCUUAUCAGUAUGUCAUCGCCUCCCCUCCUGCAGCCCUGGAGAGCCCCUCUGCCAAGCCUCCAGCCCUUCAACGUCAGCCUGAGAUGCUGAGGGGAGAGCCCCUACUUGCUCCAGCUCCCCGCCCAGUUCGGGCACCAGGCACCCUCCAGCGUCAGGUGCGGAUUCCCCAAGUACCUGCCCUGACUCAGGCCAGGACAUCCCUCGGGUCCGCUGGAUACUGGAAGCAAGUGGGGCAUUCCGAAUGUUCAGCAUCCUGCGGCAAAGGUGUUUGGCGCCCCGUUUUCCUCUGCAUUUCCCGUGAGUCAGGAGAGGAGUUGGAUGAACAGAGCUGUGCCACGGACGCCAGACCCCCAGCUUCCCCUGAACCCUGCCAUGGACCCCCGUGUCCCCCAUACUGGGAGGCUGGGGAGUGGACGUCCUGCAGCCGGUCCUGCGGCCUAGGCACCCAGCACCGCCAGCUGCUCUGCAGACAAGAAUUUGGAGGCGGUGGCUCCUCUGUGCCUCCAGAGCGUUGUGGGCAUCUCCCCCGGCCCAACAUCACCCAGCCUUGUCAGCUGCACCUCUGCGGCCACUGGGAGAUUAGAUCCCCCUGGAGCCAGUGCUCAGUGCGUUGUGGCCGUGGUCAGAGGAGCCGGCAAGUCCGGUGCGUGGGAAGCAACGGCGACGAAGUGAGCAAGCAGGAGUGUGCUUCCGGGCCUCCCCCACCACCCAGCAGAGAGGCCUGUGACAUGGGACCCUGUACCACAGCCUGGUUUCACAGCGACUGGAGUUCCAAGUGCUCAGCCGAGUGCGGGACAGGAAUCCAGAGGCGCUCUGUGGUCUGCCUUAGAAGUGGCGAGACCCUCCAGGGGGACCAGGAAGCAGGAGCAGGAAGCGGGGCUGAGCAGGGCUGCCCUCUCAGAAGCCGUCCUCCUGACAUGCGUGCCUGCAGCUUAGGGCCCUGUGAGAGGACAUGGCGCUGGUACACAGGGCCCUGGAGUGAGUGUUCCUCGGAGUGUGGAUCUGGCACGCAGCACAGAGACAUCAUCUGCGUGUCUAAACUGGGAGCCGAGUUCAAUGUGACUUCUCCCAGCGACUGUUCCCACCUACCCAGGCCCCCUGCGCUGCAGCCCUGUCAGGGGCAGGCCUGUGAGGACCGAUGGUUUUCGACUCUCUGGAGUCCGUGUUCUCGCUCCUGCGAGGGAGGCACGCAGACACGGGAAGUCCAGUGCCUGAGUGCCAACCACACUCUCAGCGCCCGAUGCUCUCCUCACCUGCGACCUUCCCGAAAGCGGGCCUGUAACAGCCAGCCCUGCCACCAGCGCCCGGAUGACCAAUGCAAGGACAACUCUCUACACUGCCCCCUGGUGGUGCAGGCCCGGCUCUGCGUCUACCCCUACUACACAGCUACCUGCUGCCGCUCUUGCGCCCACGUCCUGGAGCGGUCCCAGCUGGAGCCUGCUUGAAAUGGGUCCAAGAGAUCCUUCUCUUCACGGUUUCUUACGCUAGCACUGGGCACCCACUGACGAACCCACUCUGUAUCCUCUGGCUUCUCACCUGGUCUCAGUGUCACCAGAGAUGUCUGCCCUCCACUGUGAGAGGAUAAGGGGACUGUUCACCUGCUGUUGGGUUUGCUCUAUAGCAUGACGCCCCGAGGUGUGAACCUGGCCUACCUGGGUGUCUGCCCCUGCGUAUGUGCCACUUCCCCAAAAGCAGACUGGGGAAGAGUGGGAAGUGGGCAACGCUUGUUUCCCGGAUGCUUUCUGGGCUGAGGAGGAUCAGGGUUACCUCUCCACACUAGUCUGAGCUACUUAAAGUGUGCCCCACAAGUUCCAGUGUGUGUCCCAAUCCCGAUUUCCAGGUCAGGUCUCACACCUGAGCUACCCUGCUGCCCCCCCCCCACUUAUCUAGCCUCUGUAUCCCUACCUCCCCAUCAGCUAGGGGACCCUUGCUACCCCACCCUGCCCAGGAAGGACCAGGCCUCUCCAGAGCAGGGACCAGUUGUGAAGAGGAUGAAAAAGAGAGCUGUCAGUAUAAGACACCCUAGCCCCCGCCCCCACUUCACACAGAAAGUGAUGCCCAUCCCAGAACUAAUUUAUUUUUUAUUAAAGUUGACUGUGACAAAUGA